UCUUUAAAGGUUCUAAACACCGCGGGGCCAGUCGCGGUCAAGUUUCGCCGGCGUCUUCCCGUCGAUAAUUGUCGGAUUUUAAACAAAAAAAACACCACGAAAAUAUUCCGUUGCCGGCUUCGUUCCCGCAUCGACAGUCGCCUCGCGUUAAUUUGCUUUUUUUUAAAUAUUCGCGGAUUUAUUUUAAUCACCACCCUCGUCUCUCCAGCUCCCUUACGGCCUAGUUAACCCGGCGGGGAAAGCCUGCGCCUAGCCCCACCGGAAAAAUAGGCGAGGCCGCUAUCUUCCUUCGGGGUGGGGGUCCCGUCAUAAAAAAAAAAAACCAUUAAGUUAACAACAAGAACGGGGAUAUGGCGCUGCUGGCGAAAGCACUGAACGUGCAGAGGACCAAGGCAGACCCAGAGGAGUUGUUCACCAAGCAGGAGAGGAUUGGCAAGGGCUCGUUUGGGAAGGUGUUCAAGGGCAUCAACAAUCACACGAAGGAGGUGGUGGCCAUCAAGAUGAUCGACCUGGAGGCGGCUGAGGAUGAGAUCGAGGACAUCCAGCAGGAGAUCACGGUGCUGAGUCAGUGCGACUCUCCCUUCGUCACGCGCUACCACGGCUCCUACCUCAAGGACAGCAAGCUGUGGAUCAUCAUGGAGUACUUGGGCGGUGGCUCUGCCCUUGACCUGCUGCAGGCCGGCUCGCUGGAGGAGUACCACAUCGCCACGAUCCUCCGCGAGAUACUCAAAGGGCUCGAGUACCUUCACUCGGAGAGGAAGAUUCACAGGGACAUCAAAGCUGCCAACGUGCUGCUGUCGGAGCAGGGCGACGUGAAGCUGGCCGACUUUGGGGUGGCCGGGCAGCUCACGGAGACGCAGGCCAAGCACACGUUCGUGGGCACGCCCUUCUGGAUGGCCCCCGAGGUCAUCAAGCAGGCGGCCUACGACGCCAAGGCGGACAUCUGGUCCCUGGGCAUCACGGCGAUCGAGCUGGCGCAGGGGGAGCCGCCGCACGCGGACCAGCACCCCAUGAAGGUGCUCUUCGUGAUCCCCACGUGCGAGCCGCCCACCCUGCAAGGCGGCUACAGCCGCGUGUUCAAGGACUUCACGCAGACCUGUCUCAACAAGGACCCGCAAUACCGGCCGUCUGCGAAGGAGCUCCUGCGUCACCGCUUCCUGGCACAGAAGGCCAAGCGCACGUCGUGCCUCACGGAGCUCAUCGACCGCUACCGCCGCUGGAGACUCGAGAAACCCGACGACAGCUCCGAUUCAGAGGAUGAUGAGGAUCAGCCCGACGGCUGUGAGGCCGACAAGGCGGAGCCUCCCCACUGGGACGACACGGACGGCAGCGGCACCGAGAAGAUCCUUCCGGCGGAAGACGCGCAGCCUGAAGAGAAACCGGUGGUACGGCAACCAAAGUCUGAGAGUUUGUACAGCCUGCUCACCCCGCUAUUCACACAGCUGAGAGACCGGAGGGCGCGCACGGGCGAGGCUGUGGGGGCGCUGGAGGAGCUCCUCGUGGCGUUCUCCCUCGCCGAGGAGGCGUCCCCCGGGAUCGCCGACCGCCUCGUGUCGGCCAUCGUGUCCCGCGUGCACAGGUACACACACACACACACAGGUACACACACACACACACAGGUACACACACACACAGGUACACACACACACAGGUACACACACACAGGUACACACACGCGCACGGACACAUGUACACACGCGUUCACAUGUACACACACACAUGUACACACACGUUCACAUGUACACACACACAGGUACACACACACACACACGUACACACACACACACACACGUACACACACACACACACGUACACACACACAGACACACACACACACGUACACACACACACAGGUACACACACACGUACACAGGUACAUACACACACAGGUACACACACACACACAGGUACACACGUACACACACACAGGUACACACACACACGUACACAUACACACACAGGUACACACACACACACAGGUACACACACAGGUACACACACACGUACACACAGGUACACACACACACAGGUACACACAGGUACACACACACAGGUACACACACACACAGGUACACACACACGCAGGUAGGCACACACACACACAGGUACACACACACACGUACACAUGUACACACACACGUUUACAGGUACACACACGUACACAGGUACACACGCGUUCACAUGUACACACACACACGGACACACACGUUCACAUGUACACACACGCAGACACACACACACAGACACACGUACACACGCACGGAUAUACACAUAUGCACGUACACACGUCCAAGUGUACACGUACACACGCACGCAGGGACACGUAAACACACAACAAUAUAAGUGCACACACACAUAUACGUACACACACAUAUACGUACACAUAUGCAUGGACGCACGCAUGUACACGUACACAUGUACACGUGCACACGUACGCACGGACAAACGCACGUACACACGCACGCGUGUACACAUGUAUGUGUGUGUUGGCACAGUAGGGGGCACAGGUGGUGCAUCAGUCAGCCAUCUCAGUCAGUCGACCCGUGCCAACUGCUGGGUCUGCCCCGUGACCUCCUGCCAGCGGGCGUUCGACACUUCACGUGGCCUUAACGUGCACCUAGCCUGGCACAAGCGCCGUGGUGAUGUUACCGCCCCUGAGAGAGGGAUGGCGGUUGUUGUGUGAGUGGAGCGGUAGUGUAGUGGUUAGCACUACGCUGCGCUAUGAACCUGGCGACCUCGGUUCGAUUCCCGCUCACUGCCAACACCACUGACGAUUAUCUGAACCGGUCCUGGGCUU
This is a messenger RNA of Lethenteron reissneri (Far Eastern brook lamprey), 2797 nucleotides long. Its product is annotated as serine/threonine-protein kinase 25-like. Gene Ontology annotation, cellular component: cytoplasm; Golgi apparatus. Gene Ontology annotation, biological process: negative regulation of cell migration; protein phosphorylation. NCBI's taxonomy places the organism in Eukaryota, Metazoa, Chordata, Hyperoartia, Petromyzontiformes, Petromyzontidae. The record is from RefSeq and is a predicted model, not a curated record. Gene Ontology annotation, molecular function: protein serine/threonine kinase activity; ATP binding.